CUGCAGCUGGAGAAGGGAGGGCGGGAGAGAAGCAGUUUCUCGAAACAGCCGGCUGGUUCAUUCUCUUCUGGCUAGAGGGACACCUGUGACUGACAGGCCUUCCUUGAGAUCCAGCAGACUUUUUCCAAGACUGACUUGGAGGUCCUCGAACUUUGCUGGAGGAGAGUGAGCGAGCGCCCAACCAUGUUGCAUGCACAUCUGGAGCAGAGCAGUGCCAAGCCUCUUCCUGUAGUGAUCAUAGGAAAUGGCCCUUCGGGGAUCUGCUUAUCCUACCUACUGUCUGGUAACAUUCCCUAUGUCCGAAGGAACCCUGUUCAUCCGAAUCCCAUUCUGCAAAGGAAACUGGAAGAGACACCUGAGGUUUCCAUCUUAGACCAGGAUAUUGAGUACCUAUCUGAAGGUCUGGAAGGGCGAUCCUCCAGCCCAGUUGCUCUCCUUUUUGAUGCCCUGAUGCGUCCAGAUACUGAUUUUGGUGGGACUGCAGAUUCGGUCCUUGCUUGGUCACAUCAACCUGACAGAGCCAUUCCUCAUCUGGUUCUUGGCAAAAACCUUCCUGGAGGAGCCUGGCAUUCUAUUGAGGGAUCCAUGUUCACACUGAGCCAGGGAGACUGGAUGGGGCUUCCUGACCUGCAGUUCAAAGACUGGUUGAGUAAGAAGAAAAGGGGCUUCAGAAAUAACAGGGCGACUGCAGGAGACAUAGUCCAGUAUUAUCAGUACUAUGUGGCAAAGAAAGGGUUAAAGCAAAACUUUCGCUGUGGAACUCUUGUGACGUCUGUAAAGAAACUGAGUGUGGAUGUAGACUCCUGCUACAACAGUCAAAAUCCACAAACCAACCCCCAGGUAGACAGUGGGAGCCUCUUCCAAGUUGACGGGUUUCUCACGACGGUCAGUGGUACACAGCCCUUCUCUGUGUAUGCGGAAAAUGUGGUUUUGGCCACAGGGACAUACGACAGCCCAUCCCGCUUAGGGGUGAAAGGGGAGCACCUUCCAUUUGUCCACCACACGCUCUCCGCCCUUGAAGAAGCUGUAAAGAACAAGGAGAUUGGCAUGAUGUCCGACCCGAUCCUGAUUGUUGGCGCUGGGCUCACUGCGGCAGAUGCCAUCCUCUUUGCUCACCAUUGCAACAUCCCAGUGAUUCACGCCUUCCGCAGAAAGGUCAAUGACCCAGCCCUCAUCUUCAACCAGCUCCCUAAGACAAUGUAUCCCGAGUACCACAAAGUCCACCAGAUGAUGAAAGAGCAGGCCAUCCCUUACCCGGGGCCAUAUGAAUGCUAUGUCAGCCUUCCUGAGCACCACAUCGUCACCUUCACAGAGGACAGGAAAUGCAUCUUUUGCGAUAAGAGCGGCCGCCAGAAAAUACACAACAUCUCCAUGGCUUUUGUCCUCAUCGGCUCCAACCCUAACCUAACCUACCUGCCCAACAACGGUGUGGACUUGGCGGUGGACUGUGAGCAGCCGGUCAGCUCCAAGAGGAACCCCAUCGAUGUUGAUCCCUUUACCUACGAGUCUGUCCACGAGAAGGGACUCUAUGCCAUGGGACCAUUAGCUGGGGACAAUUUUGUGCGGUUUGUGCAAGGUGGUGCUUUGGCGGUGGCCAGCUCUCUGCUGAAGAAGGCCAACCCCAACCCCCCAUAACACUUGCGGACAUUCCCCUUAGAGAAAGACCCACAGCAGCCUUUGAGAAGAGGGGAACUGAACACAUGCAAGUCUACCAGAUAUAAAGUCUCUCCAUUGUAGCAUUUGGUAGGUCUGCUCUGAAAGGCCAGGUCGCAGAUUCAAGACAAUGUGUCUGCG
Molecule: messenger RNA, 1794 nt
Organism: Podarcis raffonei (Aeolian wall lizard)
Lineage: Eukaryota; Metazoa; Chordata; Lepidosauria; Squamata; Lacertidae
Gene: OSGIN1
Product: oxidative stress induced growth inhibitor 1
Exons: 6
Coding region: 184-1635 (483 amino acids)
Source: RefSeq, a predicted model, not a curated record